This is a messenger RNA of Thunnus maccoyii (southern bluefin tuna), 4084 nucleotides long. RefSeq names its product septin-7-like. Gene Ontology annotation, molecular function: molecular adaptor activity; GTPase activity; GTP binding. Gene Ontology annotation, cellular component: septin ring; septin complex; cell division site. The record is from RefSeq and is a predicted model, not a curated record. Gene Ontology annotation, biological process: cilium assembly; cytoskeleton-dependent cytokinesis. Lineage: Eukaryota; Metazoa; Chordata; Actinopteri; Scombriformes; Scombridae. The transcript is spliced from 13 exons. Bases 275 to 1564 code for a protein of 429 amino acids.
GUUCUUUUGUGUUUGGCUCGUUGGGACGAACAGUCGUCGGAGCAUUUUUCUUCACUCUGCUACAUCUGGUAGUAGUAACCGUCAGCGGCCAUAUGAAAUUUAACCCCAUUCAUUCAUUUUCAGACACACUUUUGUUCUUUUUGUUUACAUAAAACAACGGUUUUUUAGGGUGGAAAGCUGCGUGUUUCUCUCUGCUCCGUCGUUCUUUUGGACGUUUAUCGGUUUAUGCCUCGGUGACUGUCCGUUGCAGGCUGGGUGGUGACAGCACAGUACAAUGAUCGAGCGACCAGAGACUGCGGUUCCCAGCAUCGCUCAGCGGAACCUGGAGGGCUAUGUGGGCUUUGCGAAUCUCCCCAACCAGGUGUACCGGAAAUCGGUCAAAAGAGGUUUUGAAUUCACUCUGAUGGUUGUAGGUGAAUCCGGUCUUGGUAAAUCAACACUCAUUAACUCUCUGUUCCUGACUGACCUGUACUCCAAGGAUUACCCCGGGCCAUCCCAGCGCAUCAAGAAGACUGUCCAGGUGGAGCAGUCCAAAGUGCUGAUCAAAGAAGGAGGGGUCCAGCUGACACUAACCAUUGUCGAUACACCCGGGUUUGGAGAUGCAGUGGACAACAGCAACUGUUGGCAGCCUGUUAUAAACUACAUCGACAGUAAGUGCGAGGACUUCCUGAAUGCAGAGUCGAGGGUGAACCGCAGAUCGAUGCCAGACAACAGAGUCCACUGCUGCCUAUAUUUCAUUGCACCCUCUGGUCACGGACUGAAGCCACUGGACAUCGAGUUCAUGAAGAGACUCCAUGACAAAGUCAACGUCAUCCCUCUUAUUGCGAAAGCCGACACUCUGACCCCAGAGGAGUGCCAGCUUUUUAAGAAACAGAUAAUGAAAGAGAUUCAGGAGCACAAAAUCAAAAUUUAUGAAUUCCCAGACACGGAGGACGAUGAGGACAACAAGCUCAUCCGAAAGAUCAAGGAGAAGAUGCCGCUGGCAGUGGUCGGCAGCAAUGUGGUAAUCGAGGUGAACGGGAAGAAGGUCAGAGGUCGUCAGUACCCGUGGGGUGUGGCAGAAGUGGAGAAUGGAGAACACUGUGACUUCACUGUUUUACGCAACAUGCUGAUCAGGACCCACAUGCAGGACCUAAAGGACGUCACCAACAACGUCCACUAUGAGAAUUACCGCAGUAAGAAACUUGCUGCCGUCACCUGUAAUGGAGUGGACACCUCCAAGACCAAGGGACAGCUCACCAAGAGUCCCCUGGCACAGAUGGAGGAGGAGCGGAGGGAGCAUGUGAUGAAAAUGAAGAAGAUGGAGGCAGAGAUGGAGCAGGUGUUUGAAAUGAAGGUCAAGGAGAAGAAGCAGAAACUGAAGGACUCAGAGGCUGAGCUGGAGCGACGCCACGAACAGAUGAAAAGGAACUUGGAGGCGCAGUACAAAGAGCUGGAGGAGAAGAGACGAGUGUUUGAAGACGAGAAGGCCAACUGGGAGGCUCAGCAGAGAAUCCUGGAGCAGCAGAAACUGGACGCUUCAAAGACGAUGGAAAAGAACAAGAAGAAAGGCAAAAUCUUUUGAGGAGAGACGCGAGCUGUUCUCUGUUGUUUUUGUUCUUCAUCCCCUCUGAAGUUCACAUCAACUGUGGCCCUCAGAACACACAAACAUAACCAGACAUAACAUAACAUUCCUCUGUGUUACAUUUCACACGCAGAACAUUUGACACAGACGCCAUUUACACACACACACACACACACACACACACACACACGCAACUGACCACAGCAGCCCACACGCUCGUCUCUCUGCAGGGUUUUACUGUAUCUGCCGAGGCCAUUUCAUUUUCCUGGGGAAUGCAUGUGUUUGUGAAAUUCUAUUUUCCUAUUUUCCCUGACAAAGAGGAGAAACCCGAGUUCCUCUGAGCUACGAGUUAACACAUGGCAGGGACCAUGCAUAGCCAUUUGUACACAUGUAGUAGUCUCUGUGUGUGUUCUCUAGAUAUUCAUAGAUCUGCAGAUAGAUCCCUGUCUUCUACACUCUUUCAUUUAUUGUUCUCAAACAUUUAACACAAGUGUACGCACACUAUAACACUCAUAAGUCAUAAAGACCUCCUUGAGAGUGUGUUAGGAAAGGGGAGAGAUGAAGGUAAUGGUAUCAAGUGGCAGCUGAGGAGGGAAGAUGGGAAGAAGUCAGGUGGGAUUAAGGCCUGGUCACACCAGAAACCCUGACUUUGCAACAUAUUUGGUUGUAGAAGCUAUGUGACAUAGUGGCUACUCACAGUGCUAGCUGGUCAACUACUGUUGCUGUUGAGCUAACCACUAACACACUAGCUAGCUGGGAACAUGCUAGCGCUUUUUGAGCUUCUUUCUAUUUUCUCUAUACUGUUCCGUUUACUCAGGAUUGUACAUUUAAUUUAGUGAAGUGUUAUUAGGGAGGAGGGGGGCUCUCCAAGCUAGCGAGGUUGCUAACUGUCAGUUAGCAACCUUAUGGGUUCAGUCGCUAACAGGACAUUAGUUCACACAGUUUUUUAAAGGAUGUAUUUGUACCAUCGAUUUCUGUCUCAUAACUGUCUGCAAACCAUUCCUCUUUCAUUUCCUCUUUGGAACAUUUUUUACUCCGACAGGAGGUUCAAUAAAAGUGGUUGGUGGAACAUAAUUAAUAAGCUAUGAUACCUUUCUCCAUUUUGGGCUCUGUUCCCUAAAAGGUCAGCACUGUCAAGGUCAUUGUGUGAUUUCAAUUAAUGGAAUUGAUUUUGUUUCAAACUUUUACCAAUUUAAACGCUGGUGUGACCAGGCCUGUAGACAGGAUUUACAGUGCAGCAGCAGGUGUGUGUAUGAGCAGGUGUGUUAUAGUUAAUGCUGUGUUUGAGGUCAUAGAUACAGUCUGAUUUAAACUGCACAGACAGAAGAAGGGAGAUAAGAAUCAUGUGUGCAACAGCGGCCAGAAUAUUGUCGUUGCAGUGUGUGUUUCCUGUUUGAAUAGAGGACAAUAUGCAAAAGCCUCAUCUGUGUCUACAACUUUACAGGUUCCAGUGAUUUACAAAGAUGUUUUAUAUUGUGAUGUAAGUGAUGGGUGUUGUCAAAGACCUGAACCCUAAUGUCCAGAUUUUUGUGAUAUUUUCUCUUUGGUUACAAUGACCAAAGGGGAUAAUUCAUUAAAAAGCUGAACUAUUUCUUUAAAAUUCUUUCCUCCUUGGACGCUACAGAAAGAAAACUUUUCAGAGAAGUCUGCCAUAGCUUUAUCUCUGACUUCACUGUCAAAUAUUACACAUAAAAGCUUCCGCACAAAACUAAACAUUACCCCUCUGCUUUCCUGAAUAUGUCCAGGUUGGAGGCGAAGCAGAGUCAGAAAGCUGCACACUGUGCAACAGAUUUGAACCCUUAAUAUACCUUUCCCAGAGCUGUCAUGUUUUAUUUUCAUAUGAUGAUAAUAGUAUAUGUACGGUUGAAGAAUGACUCCUUCUUUCCCUUGUAGUUUUUCUUAAAUAACUCAUAGAUGAAUCUGUUAUUUUAGUAUAGUUUUCCAGACUGCCUGCAGUCUUCAUGAUGCAUUUAAAGCAACAUGCUAAAGGGACAAACCUUACACCCUCAACACAGAAAAUAUUACCUGUAUGGAUUUGUUCAUAUAUUGUGUACAUACUGGAGGCUGCUCAGUGGCCUUUUUUUUUCUUGAGUUUUUUGUUUGUUCUUUCAGAAUACUACAUGCCAGGAGUAACAGCAGAACGUAUUAUGUAAAACUUGUCUUAAGAAUCAGUGGAUACGUUUCCAUGCAUUUAUACUCUCUCACAGACACAUAUUACAUAUAUCUAUGCCAAUGGUUACACCUUCUCAGGACCGCUCCGUUAUGCUAGAUUUUCCCGAGAAAAGCAAUUCUGUGGUCCAACAAGUUUUUUAAAAAAGUGACUGAAUUUUUCUUGCUUGUGAACCACUCGCCCUUCCAAUAACACCAAGUUAAGAUAGACAUAAGUUAGGUGGAUUUUUUUGUAAUAUUUACUUUUUUUUAUAUAUGUACACUGUUUUCUGCUUCUCUUCUUUGUUUUAUCAAAUGUUCUGUCUCUAACUGUACAUGGUUAAUAUUAAAGUUGAAAACAUUAUGCUUUAA